AUGAGCAACAAACAAAGCUCCAACGAGCGCACGCCGCUGCUCAACGGCGAGGGCGCCUCGUCCAAUGGCACCCCGAACCAUAUCCAGAGCAGCAGCAAUGAGCGCUCCGCAGCCUUCCGGUUCUUCUUCGACUCCAAGCACACGCCGGGCACUCAUAGCGAAAACAUUGCUGUGCGAACACUUGCCUAUUCUUGGCAUGUCGCCAAGGUCACCUUGCUGAGCAACUACAUCAACUUUUUGCUCAUCAUGGUUCCCAUUGGUAUUAUUGCCGGCCGCCUUGGAUGGAAUUCAACCGCCGUUUUCACGAUCAACUUCUUCGCCAUUAUCCCGCUUGCUGCCGUUCUGUCUUUUGCGACUGAGGAAAUAUCUCUCAAGCUUGGCGAGACCCUUGGUGGACUGCUGAACGCGACCUUUGGAAAUGCUGUUGAACUGAUUGUCAGCAUUGUGGCUCUCCGAGACAACCAGAUCGAGGUUGUGCAGUCUUCCAUGCUCGGCUCCAUCCUUUCCAACCUGCUGCUGGUUAUGGGAAUGUGCUUCUUUUUCGGAGGUCUCCGACACCGUGGUACUUCAGGCGGCGGUACCGAACAAACCUUUUCAGCAGCCGUUGCUCAGACCACAUGCUCUCUCAUGACGCUCUCAUCUGCUUCUCUGGUGAUCCCUGCUGCGCUGUAUGGCGUUCUCGACCAGGGCCACACUAAUCUCGAGGACAAGGAUCGAAGCAUUCUUGUGCUCUCUCGGGGUACCGCCAUCAUUCUGCUAGUUUUAUACGCUCUCUACCUGGUAUUCCAGCUCCGCACUCACAGCAACCUCUUUGACACCGAAAGCCAGCUUGCCGAAGGCGAGGAUCCUGAGGAUCCUACUCUUGGCCCGAUUGCUGCCGCCGCAGUUCUUGUCGUCGUAACGAUUUUGGUUGCCAUCUGUGCCGAUUACUUGGUCGGAUCCAUCGAUGACAUCGUCGAAAGCGCGAAUAUCAGCAAGGCAUUCAUCGGUUUAAUCUUGAUCCCCAUUGUUGGAAACGCUGCGGAACACGUCACUGCUGUGGUGGUCGCUCUUCGCAACAAGAUGGAUUUGGCCAUGGGUGUAGCCAUUGGCUCCAGUAUCCAGAUUGCCCUUGGGGUUACUCCAUUCCUGGUUAUUGUUGGCUGGAUUAUCGGACGCGACAUGACGCUCCACUUUGAGACUUUCGAAACUGUUGCUUUCGCCGUGUCCGUUUUGGUCGUAACAUAUACUGUUCAGGAUGGCAAAUCGAACUACCUCGAGGGCGCCAUGCUCCUUGGCCUUUACAUCAUUAUUGCUGUGGCUUUCUUUGCGACACCAGGCGAUUUCUUGGACAAGGCGACAAAUCUUGUCAGCGGCAGCAACUAA
Messenger RNA from Trichoderma gamsii, 1365 nucleotides. RefSeq names its product Ca2+:H+ antiporter. The transcript is spliced from 5 exons. Gene Ontology annotation, biological process: intracellular calcium ion homeostasis; calcium ion transmembrane transport. The coding region runs from base 1 to 1365 and encodes 454 amino acids. The record is from RefSeq and is a predicted model, not a curated record. Lineage: Eukaryota; Fungi; Ascomycota; Sordariomycetes; Hypocreales; Hypocreaceae. Gene Ontology annotation, cellular component: fungal-type vacuole membrane. Gene Ontology annotation, molecular function: calcium:proton antiporter activity.